AUGGACGGCCUCGACGAAUUUGAAAAGGCUCUAGCAGCUGAGAAGGGAGAGAAGGAGCGCAUUGAACGCGAAAAAGAAGAACGCAGGCAAAGGAAGAAGCAGCGCGGUCACCAUCACCACCACCACCACCGCGAUCGGUCUUCUGAUAGACACCGAGAACGCGAUCGCGUUACAAAUCGCAGUCGAGAUGGUAAGCGCGACCGCGACCGAGACAAUGACAGAGAUCGACAUCAUCGAUCUCGGCGCCACGAAGAAAAUGAUGAGGACGGCCACCGACAUAAACGGUCUCGCCAUGUAAAGGACGACGACGAGCGACGAUCGAGACAUGGGCACAGAGAAAGAGACGACGAGCGCCGGGCUGAAACCCACGAGAAGACAUCAGAUCCAAAAGAGGACUUGCCGAUCCCUGAUGAAGAAACUCCUCCGGACCCAACAGCUCCAGUGACAUCGUUGGUGCGCGAUUCUUGGAUGACUGCGCCGUCGGCCCUCGACAUCGACUAUGUUCAGCGGAAGCAGAAGGAGGUCAAGCCACCGCCAAAAGAAGAGCCGCCGAGAGUCGUCCACGACAGGGAAAUCAACAGAGAUUUUUCUCAAGUAGACAAUAUCCCGACAUCGAGUGAGAAGAUCACGACAAGAGACCGGGCCGUGAACUAUACAUUCGGAGACAACGGCUCUCAGUGGCGCCUAACGAAGCUCAAGGGUGUUUACUCUAUGGCUGAAGACUCAGGCCGUUCUGUUGAAGAGGUGGCUCUUGAGAGAUUUGGCGACCUGCAAGAGUUCGACGAAGCGAGAGAAGAAAAGGUUGAAAUGGACAGGCGUAAUGUGUAUGGGAAUGGUUAUGUAGGCAAGGAAAAGCCUACAGGGGAUUUAUAUCGUGAGCGCAUGGGAAAACAGCGUCACGAGGAGGCACCCGCCGCACGAGACGACACCCACGAGGUGGAACAGGGCAUCAUCAUUCCCGACAACGCCAUGCAGCAUACCCCCAUGGAUCAGACCGCCUUGAACAGACUGCGAGCUCAGAUGAUGAAGGCGAAGCUGCGUAGGGCACAAGAUGCUGCUAAGUUGGAAGCCGAAUAUAAUCAGGCGGCAGCGAAUUUUGCCACUAAUGGGCCGCAGUCUGUUGUUCUCGGUGUCAUGGAUAACCGCAUGCUGGCAGGAACUCGUGGUGAAGCCAAGGCCAUUGAAAACAAGCGUGGGCGAGAACGCGGCAACGUGGAAGCCAACGAGGACAUGUCUAUUGAAGACAUGGUUCGCGAGGAGCGCAGGACACGCGGUCAAGCUGGCGGCGAAGGCAUGCGGCUUGCCGAGCGUAUCGCCAAGGACGGCAAGUUUGAUAACGACCUCGAUUAUAUGGAUGAGAAUGCAGAAAAACUUGCCAAGCGAGUUCACAAGUCUGAGGUCAACCUCAAGAACGUGGCCGUCAACGAGUACCAGAAGGUGUCGCGGAUACUAGACAGUUGCCCGCUGUGCCACCACGAGGACAAGGGGCUGCCUCCUCUGGCACCGGUUAUCUCUCUUGCCACCCGCGUCUUCCUGACGCUGCCUACGGAGCCCGAAGUCAGCGAAGGCGGCGCUGUCAUCACACCCAUGGCGCAUCGCAAGAACCUGCUGGAGUGUGACGACGACGAAUGGGAAGAGAUUCGUAAUUUUAUGAAGUCUCUGACAAGAAUGUAUCAUGAGAAGGGCCAAGAAGUGAUUUUCUACGAGAACGCCGCCGCGCCGCAGAGGCACCUUCACGCGGCUAUGAUGGCCGUGCCAAUUCCGUACGAAGAGGGCGCAACUGCUCCGGCAUAUUUCAAAGAGGCCUUCCUCACCACCGAAGAUGAGUGGUCGCAGCACCGGAAGAUCAUUGACACGGCCGCCAAGGCAAGAGAUGGAAUGGGCAGGAUGGCUUUCCGGAGGAGUAUCGCAAAGGAGAUGCCAUACUUUCACGCGUGGUUCACACUCGACGGCGGCCUCGGCCACAUUGUCGAGAACUCUGACCGCUGGCCGAGAGGAGACCUGUUUGCAAGGGAGAUUAUCGGGGGCAUCCUGGACGUCGGCCCGGAUGUGAUCAAGAAACAGGGACGGUGGAACAAGGGCGACAGAAGAGUCGAGGGUUUCAAGAUGAAGUGGAGGAAAUUCGACUGGACCCGUGUCCUGGCCGAUGGCUAA
Molecule: messenger RNA, 2154 nt
Organism: Colletotrichum orchidophilum
Lineage: Eukaryota; Fungi; Ascomycota; Sordariomycetes; Glomerellales; Glomerellaceae
Exons: 1
Coding region: 1-2154 (717 amino acids)
Biological process (GO): mRNA splicing, via spliceosome
Cellular component (GO): post-mRNA release spliceosomal complex
Source: RefSeq, a predicted model, not a curated record